Molecule: messenger RNA, 914 nt
Organism: Momordica charantia (bitter melon)
Lineage: Eukaryota; Viridiplantae; Streptophyta; Magnoliopsida; Cucurbitales; Cucurbitaceae
Product: 28 kDa heat/acid-stable phosphoprotein-like protein
Source: RefSeq, a predicted model, not a curated record
AUGUAAACGAACGAGACGGGAAGAACAAAUAAGCAAACGCAACUAUAAAUUCUCCUCUCGGGGGAAAGGCGGAUGAGGGAACAGCUUCGACGAAUAAACAAAGAAAGAGAGAGGGAUUCUACGUCGAAUCUGCUUCUGCUUCUUUGUCCAAUUUCUACUUUCAAGCUUCUGGUUUGCGUCGACGAUGGGAAGAGGAAAGUUCAAGAGCAAGCCGACCGGUCGGCGCCAAUUCUCUACCCCUGAAGACAUGCUUGCCGGAACUUCCACUCGUCCACGCACUUUUAGACAGGUAGAAGCUGAACACGAGGAGGAAGAAUCUGAGGAAGGAUCUGAUCAAGAAUCUGGAAAUGAAUCUGAUGAACAGGGAGAUAAACCUAGAAGAAAAGGCACUCAAGGUAUUAUUGAGAUUGAAAAUCCUAACUUGGUAAAGGCAAAAACCUUGAAAGCCAGAGACGUUGAUAUUGGAAAAACAACUGAACUUUCAAGGCGUGAAAGAGAGGAGAUAGAGAAACAAAAGGCUCAUGAACGAUACAUGAGGCUUCAAGAACAAGGGAAAACAGAACAAGCUAGGAAGGAUUUAGAACGUUUGACUCUUAUUCGUCAACAAAGGGCAGAAGCUGCUAAAAAAAGAGAGGAAGAAAAGGCCGCCAAAGAACAGAAGAAAGCAGAAGCUCGCAAAUGAGCUCCAAGGACUCGCCAAGCUCUUUUCCCUGGGACGAACAAUAUGUACUCUCUCUACAAUUUUACUUUCUAGUUUGCCUAGACAAAUAUUGUUGUUUUACGUCUGUGACCAGGCAACCAAGUAACUCUCUUAUUUGGCACAGAAGUGACCAUAGUAUUAUGUUGUUUUACAUUUAUGCAAUAUACUUCUGAUAUCUUCUUCAGUAUAAGAGGUUUCAUUCAGUAUUAGCAUA